Lachancea thermotolerans CBS 6340 is the source of this 1413-nucleotide messenger RNA. It is a transcript of the gene GAS5, whose product is annotated as 1,3-beta-glucanosyltransferase. The record is from RefSeq and is a predicted model, not a curated record. Gene Ontology annotation, molecular function: 1,3-beta-glucanosyltransferase activity. Bases 1 to 1413 code for a protein of 470 amino acids. Gene Ontology annotation, cellular component: cytoplasm; fungal-type cell wall. Gene Ontology annotation, biological process: fungal-type cell wall (1->3)-beta-D-glucan biosynthetic process. Lineage: Eukaryota; Fungi; Ascomycota; Saccharomycetes; Saccharomycetales; Saccharomycetaceae. The transcript has a single exon.
AUGCGCCUGGUCCACAGCGUAGCAGCCCUUGCUGGCUUGACCGGAUCUUUGGUUUCGGCCGCUAACAGUUCUUUGCCUAUCAUCAAGACAGAAGGUAAUGCAUUUUUCGACUCUGAAAGCGGCGAGAGAUUCUAUAUUCGUGGCGUAGACUACCAGCCUGGCGGGUCGUCCAACCUCACAGAUCCACUCGGUAGCACUGACAUCUGCAAGAGAGACGUCCCUGUGUUCCAGGAUCUCGGGCUCAAUGCAGUGCGUGUCUACACCAUCGACAACACGCAAGAUCACUCGGAGUGUAUGCAGAUGCUCGCCGAAGCAGGCAUAUACGUGAUCUUGGACGUCAACACCCCCGACAGCUCGAUUUCGAGAUCCGACCCGGCGUGCUCAUACAACGCCGAUUACCUGCAGACAGUCUUCGCGACGAUCGAUGAGUUCGCCAACUACAGCAACGUGCUGGGCUUUUUCGCCGGAAACGAAGUCAUCAACGAUGUCAAUAACACUAACUCUGCCACGUAUGUGAAGGCGGUUGUUAGAGACAUGAAGAAGUACAUGAAGGCUAGAAACUACCGUGCGGUUCCCGUGGGUUACUCCGCCGCAGACGUGUCUGAGAACGUGCAACUUGCGGCACAGUACUUCAACUGCGGUGACGACGAAGACGCUAGAGUUGACAUGUUUGGAGUUAACGACUAUUCCUGGUGCGGACAGUCUAGUUUCCGCACGUCGGGGUACUCCCAGAAGGUGCAAGCAUACAAGAACUACUCCGUCCCAAUUUUCCUGAGUGAGUUUGGCUGCAUCAAGACGAAGCCAAGGCCUUUUACCGAAAUCGGGUCUAUUUACUCCACCCAGAUGUCGUCUGUAUUCUCCGGCGGCCUUGUUUACGAGUACUCCAACGAGGACAACAACUAUGGGCUGGUUGAUAUUGAGAGCGACACCACGGUGAACAAGCUUACCGACUACAACAACUUGAAGCAGCAGUACCAAAGCACGCAGAACCCAAGUGGUGACGGCGGUUACUCCAAGGACAACAGCCACUCUUCAUGCCCUAGCUUUGAAGAGGGAACAUGGGAGGCUAACAAUACUCUGCCGCCUAUGCCCAGCGCCGCGUCAUUGUUCUUCUCAAAGGGCGCUGGUCAACCUAUGGGUACCGGUUACCCAACACAACAGAUGUGCGACAAUGCUAAUGUCAGCGAAUACUUCACCACAUCAUCCUCCGACGAUGAGUCCAGCUCAACAUCUGCUUCUGGAAAGUCCUCUGCUUCCUCUUCAUCGUCAUCGGCUUCUCAGGCUUCUUCCUCAGGGGCUACAAGCACGAGUUCAACUCAGAGCUCCUCAAAGUCAAAGGGCGGUGCCGUUGGUGCUGUCCACGUACCUCUUGUCUUCAAGGCAAUGGUGCAUAUCUGGAACUAUGUCCUAUGA